AUUGUGUCCAUCCAGAUCGUGCCCACUUGGCCCACACGAAACACGAGAGCUUGUAUGCGCUUCGUUUCUUCGUUUCUCCGAGUGCAGGAGCGAAAGUAUCGUGUUCUUCCGCGAUUUGGUCAUUAUUGCAUCGGUCUCAAAUUACCCUUUCAUCCUAGAGUUGACUGUUGCAGAUAUUCUUGUAGGACCACUAGGGGUACUUCCGAACUUUCCACAGAUUGAUUGGAGACGGCUGCAUAUCGCACUUUCUCAGCUAAUAAACAAGAGGUUUCCCAAUGAUCGGCCGAGGUCACAGAACAUUCGAGAGAGCUGCUCCCCGUUGCUGCCUGACCUUGGGCAGACAGUCGAUGGGGUCACAGCAGCCUGGACUUACUCGUGCGAAUGGCAUGCAGAGGAGCUUUGACCAUGCCCUGUUAACACACGGGCUAUAGUAUUUUGGGGUAGAGCUCGACUAAACAACAUAUGCCUGCUACUCAAACAAUGCAUGUAACUCGAGCUUGGGCUCCGGUUGCUUCCAUUCGCGUCAUGUCGUACAUAACCGACGAAACUCGCCGCUUUUGACUUGUCUUUGCAUUGUUCACAAUCUUGUUCUCCUCUCUCCGCUUCUGAUAGGCGUGGAGGGCUUUCUCUCUCCUAACGGCCUGUUCAAACGUACAUUUUUUGCCACGAUCUCUGGCAGUACUUCUUUGUGCAAGGUCCAUGUGACAGACACGGCGCGUUAUCGCAUUUAGCACUCAAAUAGUGACUGAAGGUCGAUAUUUGCCAUCAAGCCUGCUGGUAAUGUUUCUCGUUUCUGUUUGGAUCGCACAAAAAGGAUGACAGGCGGGGAUUAUCGCCCUAAAAAAGAUCAUUCCAGCCCGCGACGUCAUUGGCCAAUCACGUGGCACGCAUGCCCUAAGUCAGACAUCUUCCUCUCCCCUCCUUGUGCCUCUGCAAUACAGAGAUGAUCGAUGCUCGCUCUCUUGAACCUUUCGUGGCUAUCCUACUGGUCAAUGAUUACAUCCAAUGAUUACAUCCAAUGAGACUACAUAUGACGUCCGUUUAAGACAACCUCAGUUUUCCCCUCUGUUUUCUUUGAAGAUGAAUCCUUUGUCAUUGUGGCCAUGAGUCAAGUUACGGUAACUGGCCACGCUGAAGGGCAUCAAAGCACUAAGCGAAGGGCUAUUGUUGACGUACCCCUAUCAAAUAGCAAAAGCUGUUGUUGUAGGGGGCGCUCCCCCUUCUCGAGUAGAAGAUCGAUGGUACGCCUUGUUCACCCUAGAAACAGAUAUCAAAAGCCUUAUUUCAACCGUGGUUAGGUCGUUGAGAUGCGAAUGUUUAUUUCGUGGAAGCAAGGAUCAAUGGCAUUCUUCAAGUUCCGAUUAAUGAGAUUACAUCAUCUAUUAUAUGGUUCAAACCGGGAAUUUGGAACAAACAUAAAAAAAUCUUCAUCUCAAAUGGAUGAAAAUUGAAUUGUGGUCCGCUCCCGCCAAAGUCCUACUUAAAUGCUGGGACCCGCGCCUACAGGGCGGGUUGACCCGACACCUAAGAUAUUGGAACUGGGCAACUUGAGAUAUAUUCGGGCGGGUUUGUUCGGCCAUUUUUGCGGUGCUAUAUGCUUUUUGGAAUAUCACCAAUUCGACUCAACCUGCGCCCCAAAAGUUAUAACCCGAGAUUCCUCGUAAAAUGGAAAGGGCUACCAGUCACGGUUUAUAGUAUCGUUGAUACUUCCAAUGGAUGGCCCACAAAGUCCCCAAUUUGCAAUAUCGACUAUAGAGCUACGACGUGGGGCUGAAUUGUUCUCCAAGGGUGAUCUUCAAAAUCGUGUUCGACAUCAGCGCGACCCUGUUCCACGGCGCUGUAUCGAGAAAGCUCUGUUAACAUGAUUUCAAAAUUUUUGAUAAAGGGCUCGCUACAGCAGCCUUAGAAACGUGACAGUGCUUAUCAUUAAUAUCCGAUGGAAGGAACUAAAAACAUAGCUAUCAUUAUUGCUGAAUCGGAGCUCGUUGCAUCUGCCUCUCCUGAUAUGUUGAAAGCAUUUAUAAUUGGUUCGUACAACAUGCCUUAGUACCUGCCCCUGAGGAUCGCAGUAUGCAAAUCACCAGGUAUAAACAAAAUAUGCUAAGCAGCAGAGGGGCCUAUUAGAACAAAUAAUAAUCCAUUAUUGUGAGGAAGCACCGGCAUUACGGCGCAAAGUGAAUAUCCUGGUGGUCAACUUUGCAAUCCUCAGGACAACGCAAGAUCGAUUUUUAAUAAACUAAUAAAAGCGGCGCGCCUUGUAGUCUAAAUUGUAAUAGUCAGCUCCUCAGUAUUCCGCACUAUUUAACGAAUUCGGGGUCGCUGGUUUUUCCUCACCGCUGACCGUUGGUACCUGAGCUAUUUGAAGUGAGGCGACACGAAUUGAAAGGAAAAGAGCGAAAACAAUGCCGAUGUUUAAGCAAUGCACGGAUUGCCAUAGGUGGCCAAUCCCCAUUCGAGAAGUAGAAGGGGGCCUGCAUCUAGAUUCCAGCGACAUACAAGCUACCAGUCACAGUUCGCAAAAUUUAUGGAAGAAGAUUUACGGUUGAUCAAUUGGAUUGAUUUUUAAGAAAUAAAUGGAAGACGAGACGAGACCAAUUGAUAGACGCAGCCUAGAUUUUCGCUGAUUAUCUUUCGCAACUGUGCGUGGAGUCCAGAAUGUGGAUAGCAGUGGUUACCUCAUAUUUCUAGCAGCCAACCCACAAAAGCACCGACUAUAUGCAUCUGAAUGGGGAAAGGAUUCAAAUUGUCAUAUUGCUUAUAUAAUUUGAGACUAUCACAGUCUCUUGGAGAUCCUGUUUUGAGGCAGAACUGCCUUUAUAAAUGCAAGCUUGAUAUGUGCUGCAAACUAAUUGAGACAAAAGCGGGCGCGAGAUAUCUUGAAUGCUGAGCAAAACCAGGGGACAUUCACAAGAGACCAUUUUUAAGCGAAAUCACGAUAAUAGUAUCCCUAGAGAUCUUGAGAAUGGGAUAUUGCUCCAGUGGUUGAUUAGUUAUCUGCUGGUUUCCCCUCAUACCCCCCCAGGCUGAGUAAAGGAUUACUUGAGAGAUAGGUUAGGAGCGCGAAGG
Molecule: messenger RNA, 3066 nt
Organism: Blastomyces gilchristii SLH14081
Lineage: Eukaryota; Fungi; Ascomycota; Eurotiomycetes; Onygenales; Ajellomycetaceae
Exons: 1
Coding region: 1104-1298 (64 amino acids)
Source: RefSeq, a predicted model, not a curated record